AAUUUCCUACUCGAGAUUGAUUCACUGAAUAAUAGAUCCCUGCUAGAUGAACCGUUAAAUCAAAUAGUAUUAUUUCUAAGGGUAGAGCGACCGGUUCGAGUCAACGAAUUCCCUUCCAACUACCGUGAAAUUUCUGGUACGCGGGUUUCAAAUUCCUUAGCGAGGAGUCCUCUAAAGGGAAAAAAAAAGGCGAAACAAAUCAAAACAUAUCAAUUUGCACGCAGACCAACUACAAUUUACUCCUAUCAUCUCAAAUCCAUCUCAUUCUGAAUCGGAGCAUCCCGUUUUUCAAUUUCACCUGGCCUGAGAAAAAAAUAGAAAUAAGAAAUGGAUGACAUGAAAGACAAAUUCAAAGGUUUCAUGAAAAAAGUCAAUAAUCAAUUGACAUCUUCUUCUUCUGGCAAAUUUAAGGGUCAAGGUAGGAUUCUGGGUUCAUCUUCUGGACCCACUAAUUCCAAUCUCAAUCACCCUUCAUCAGCCUCACAAUAUGUCAAUCCAAAUAGAAACGUUAAUCCUACAUCUUCUCAGUCAAAACCUUUACCUAAGAAAACACAAACUUCUGAUCUUUCUGUUAGUAAGCCCACGUUUAUUGAUGCUCAGAACCCUUCACUUCCAAAUCCAAAUGCAAAUACAAACAAAAAUUCAAAUCAGAAUCACCCAUCUAAAGAUGGGUUUGAUCCAUUUGACGCAAUGAUUACAACGGGGAAAAGAAACAAGGGUGGUUAUUCACUUAAUGUAUUGGAAUGCCCGGUUUGUGGCUUAGGUUUUACUUCUGAAGAGGAAGUGUCAGUGCAUAUUGAAACCUGUAUUUCUAAUACAAACAAGAAUGAUGGAAUUGAUAGUAUUGGUGGUCAUGAUGGUGAUGGUGUUGAUUUGAAUUUGGGUUCAGUGAGAUCGGGUGAUGUUGAGGAUAAAGUCGAGUCUACGAAUAAAUUGGAAUCUUGUAUUGGUAUGUAUUUUUCAGGAAACCCAUCGGAGAAUUCGAUUGAUGUUAUAUUGAGGUUGUUGAGAAACAUUGUUAAGGAACCAGAGAAUCCCAAGUUCCGGAGGAUUCGAAUGGGCAAUCCUAAGAUUAGGGAGGCUAUUGGAGAAGUAUCAGGUGCUGUCGAAUUGCUGGAAGUUGUUGGAUUUGAGCUGAAAGAAGAGGAAGGCGAGAUGUGGGCUGUGAUGAAUACCCCAUCGGAGACCCACAUCCUGAUGUUAAAAGACUCCGUAAGGUUGUUGGAACGGACGAAAGAAGUUGCGUCGACAGUGAAGGGAGAUGCGAAUAUUGAAGAAGAGACGAAAGUUCAUGAGAAUGAACCAAAGGUCAUUGACAGACAAAUCAAGGUUUUCUUUUCAGUCCCUGAAAGUGUUGCAGCAAGGAUUGAGUUACCUGAUUCGUUUUACAACCGGACUUCUGAAGAGUUGAGGCGAGAGUAUGAAUUGAGGAAGAAAAAAUUGGCUGAUUCCCAGCUUUUGAUUCCCAAAUCCUACAAGGAAAAGCAAGCUCAAGCUGCACGCAGGCAAUACACACGAACUAUCAUUAGAAUCCAGUUUCCUGAUGGAGUGGUUCUUCAAGGUGUUUUCUCACCUAAAGAGCCUACUAGUGCCUUAUACGAGUUUGUAAGCUCGGCACUGAAACAAGAGGGAUUGGAAUUCGAGUUGGUACAUCCCAUACCAGUUAAACGUCGUGUGAUUCCAUGCUUCCCUGCAGCCAGAGAAAGAGCAUCAAUGCUCGAAGAUGAGGAUUUAGUCCCUUCUGCUCUGGUAAAAUUCAGGCCACACGAGACUGAUUCGAUGGUAUUUACUGGCCUGAGAAACGAACUACUUGAAAUUAGUGAACCGAUAGGCAGCAGCUGAUCCUGUAAUGUUGAUUAUCCUCCUCAAAUUGUUUUCAACAGAUGUAUAAGUUUUUAUAAAUUGAAUUGGUUGGCUUAAAUUGUAUCUUUACUGGAGAUUCAUACACCGGCAUAAAAAGGUUUGGAAGUUCA
Amaranthus tricolor (Joseph's coat) is the source of this 1973-nucleotide messenger RNA. Its product is annotated as plant UBX domain-containing protein 2. The transcript has 2 exons. The coding region runs from base 328 to 1842 and encodes 504 amino acids. Gene Ontology annotation, biological process: defense response to fungus. Gene Ontology annotation, molecular function: protein binding. The record is from RefSeq and is a predicted model, not a curated record. Lineage: Eukaryota; Viridiplantae; Streptophyta; Magnoliopsida; Caryophyllales; Amaranthaceae.